GCUGGCUGGACGUGAGCGGUGCUGCCGGCAGAACAGUUUCUAAACGUAUCAGGGCACUCAGUUGUAUACAGACCUUCAGCUAUGGAGGAGCACAACACAGGGGCUGGGAUCCCCAAUGUCUUACUGCGGGCAGACUUUCCAGAAGUACAGCCCACUAGCAGCAGUAGGAAGAGGCGAUGUGAGCGCUGGGUACUGAGCCUGACUCAGACGGAGCUGCACCUGCACAAGGUGAACUCAGAUUCGAGCGCUACCCACAGGCUCGCGCUGGCCGACUGCAUUGGCUGCAGAACGUUCCGCGAGGACGGGGACAACCAGGUGACAAUAUGCUUCAGUGCCGUGUUUUACCCCCUGCGCAAGAAGGGCAGGGGACCAUCUGCCACCUCCUCUAGGAAAAAGGUCGUCAAAACCUUUCGAGUUGACUCUUUCGAGAUCUUUGAGAAGAACCAGGAGAUAGCCGACAUUUGGGCACGAAAGAUCAAGGAACUUUCAGCAUUGUCUCUUGAUGUGACAGAUGGUUUAUUGUAUGGAAUCUUGCCUCAGCCUAGCAGAGUUCUGAUUUUGUUGAACCCCCACAGUGGAAAGGGCCAGGCUUUGCAGUUGUUUCAUUCUCAAGUGCUUCCUAUGCUGAAUGAAACUGAAAUCCAACACAAACUGAUAGUGACAGAGCGACAGAACCAUGCCCAUGAACUAAUCCAAGAGGAAGAUCUGUCUCUGUGGGAUGCUGUGAUCAUCAUGUCCGGAGAUGGACUAAUGUAUGAGGUACUGAAUGGAAUAAUGAAGCGGCCUGACUGGGAAACCACGAUUAAGAAGCCACUAGGUAUCCUUCCAGGGGGCUCAGGGAAUGCACUAGCAGCAUCUAUCAAUCAUUAUUCUGGGCAUGACAAUGCUGUUGAUGAAGAUCUCCUAAUUAACUGCACCUUCUUCAUAUGUAAAGGACUCACUGCUCCAAUGGACCUGGUUUCUGUAACCACGUCCCAUAGGCAUAUGUUCUCAUUUUUAGGUGUAGCUUGGGGAUUCAUUAGUGACAUUGACAUUGAGAGUGAGAAGUACCGCACAAUUGGUUCAGCUCGCUUCACAGUGGGGACUUUCAUUCGACUGACAUCACUAAGGGUUUACAGAGGACGUCUGAGCUACUUGCCUGCAAAUGACGACACAGGAAAACAAUGCAAAACCUCUGUAGACUUAGAGGUAAAUGGUUUCUGCCACAGUUUAAGCUGUAAACAGAGCACAAGCACACCAAAUGUUAACAGCCAGCACAUGUACAAUGCCUGCAACUCCAAUAACUUGAUGAAAAGCCACAGCAGUGAUUCCAGUAUUCCAUUUUCAAAGACUACAGUUGCUUCAGGACCACUAGAUUCUUUGGCACCUCCCUUAAGCAAGCCUGUCCCAAAUCACUGGACAGUGAGUGAGGAGCAGGAUUUUAUUUUAGUGCUUGCACUGUACCAGUCACACCUUGGAGACCAAUUUUUUACUGCCCCAAUGGCACAACCAAAUGAUGAAGUUAUUCACCUCUUUUAUGUGAAGGCUGGUAUCUCCAGGACUUCCCUUUUGAAACUUUUCCUGGCCAUGGAGAAGGGAACUCAUCUGGAAAGUGGCUGUUCUCAUAUUGUUCAUAUCCCUGUGAAGGCAUUUCGACUCGAGCCAUUCACUCCAAAAGGGAUUAUUACCGUAGAUGGUGAACAAGUUGAAUAUGGACCCAUCCAAGCUGAGAUACACAGUAGGCUUGGCAGAUUCAUCUCUGGGGUGUGCACUUGAAGAUGAUUUAUAUUUACGGAACUGUGGCUGUGCUUCUUGUAAGCCAGUUAGCCUCCUCAGAGGUAUAAAUGUUCACAAAAUAAUCUCUGUUUAUAAGGUGUUCACCAUGAGUGCUGAGGCUCAUUGUGCAAAAAUGUGAAAUGAUAUAAGCUGAGUACUUGUAAUGUUUAAAAGAGGGACCAGAUGUAGAUCCGGCAGCUGUCUUUAGGUACUGAAACAGUUCAAAUGUGCAAACAUCUAGAGUAGAGAAAUCUUUUACCUUGAGACUAAUAUUAAUAACAAGUAUAUUAAUCUGAAAAUUAAGGGCUUCUUCUGAACAAAAAGUAGAGAAAUAUACUUCAGGGCAUGCAACUGCUGUAAAGAAAACUAACCCGAUGGUAAAGAAUAUGUGUGUGUGUGUGUUUUCAGGUUGUACUUCUACAUUGUCAAGCAACUAAGCAUAUGUUUCUGGGUUUGUUUAGUACUGUUGGUGAGAAUGGGGGUAUGCCACCUAAACACAAUCACUUAGUAAUUAUUUUAUCUGCAGUUCACAGCACUAGCCAGUUUAUGAAAACACACUAGUUUCCCUUUUGUACAAAUCUUUUUAUUUUAUAUCUGUUUUUAGUUUCCUGUAUUUUCUUAUCCUCAUGAGGAUAAGUGGUUACAGGAUGGUGACAGUAGCCAUCAGCCUGUGUCCCUGGUCUGUAUCCUGUUGGACCACUAUGCGAACUUUUCCAUUAUGUGACUCAUUUCUCAGUAACUACAAGAACACGAUGCAGCUGAUGUUUAUAUUACAUUCUUUUAGAACAUGCUGUCAUAAGUUAUUGCUUCCUAGUUCUUAUUUUUAUGGCUGGCUGUUAUUUGUACACGUAUGAGUACAGUCAUAGGUUUGCCAUUUGGUAUUGGAAUGUCUAGAGGGAAUACUUUUGUAGAUUAAGCUUUAACAAGGUAUAAAACACACAGUAUUAUAACUCUGCCUCAGAGCAUUAGCAGAUAUGAAGCAGUGACUCAUUUAUGACAGCAGUGACACAUUUAUGACAGCAUACCUUAAGCUGAGAGUAUGACAAGAUGCUGGGCAUCUGGAAAUAUAAAGACUGCUUGUAAUCUCCUACAAGGAACAUACAUAUAUUUAGCAAUAUACCUGGAUCUAGUAGUACUUUAACGUCUGGAAAGUCACAAGGCCCGGGGGCUACAAGAAAAUGCCUUCAUUGGGAAUGUACUUGCAAGGUUUAGAGCAGAGAUAAGCCCUGCACCAGUGAUUAUGCACCUUACAAAAGCUCCUACCUCAAACGUGCUUUGGCAGCUGUUCAGAUACCUUAAUUUUGGUUCCUUAACUCAGGAAUUAUAAGUAACUAAUCUAUGAUGCACUUUCUGAAAAGUAGUCAUAAAAUGAUGCUGUGUGGCAAGUUCAUCCUUAAGUGCCUUUAACUAGUAGCAUAUUUAUAUGCAUCAGAAUUCAACUUACAUACUGAGAAGUGUUACCACAUCUGCUAAAUAAUAAAAGACAAAUGCAUUUUUUGUUCAUGCAGCUAGCUGUGUGGGAAGAUUUUUUUCCUGCUUGACACUAAAUUCUGAAAGGCAGGCUCUGCAGCACUGACACUUUUGCUCCAAAUGUACUUUAGCUAAUCUAAGUUUACUCACUAGAUACAGAAACAGGAGAGGCUAACCAAGGAAUUUUGAGUUGAGCAGGCAAUGGUGACUCAACCAUUUUUUUUUGGGGGGGGGGGAUUCAAAUGGAUUCCCAGAGCAUGAUCAACAGGUGGCAGAGAGUCAGGUGCUUUAGCUCUAGGUUACUGUGUCUUAUGGUUCUACAGUUUCAAAUUUUUCAGUCAGUGGGUCUA
Molecule: messenger RNA, 3575 nt
Organism: Protopterus annectens (West African lungfish)
Lineage: Eukaryota; Metazoa; Chordata; Ceratodontiformes; Protopteridae
Gene: SPHK1
Product: sphingosine kinase 1
Exons: 5
Coding region: 82-1755 (557 amino acids)
Biological process (GO): negative regulation of apoptotic process; cellular response to growth factor stimulus; sphingosine biosynthetic process
Cellular component (GO): cytoplasm; intracellular membrane-bounded organelle; membrane
Source: RefSeq, a predicted model, not a curated record